GUGACUCGGAGGUGCCCAGAGCGGGGUGACAGUGUCCCACAGCCAUGGCUUUCUGCGGCCCUCGUACAGCUGCUCGCCUCUCACACUCCACUCGGGCAUUGCACUACACACACAGGGGCCAUGUCUCCCAGCGUACCUUAAAUGAGGUGGUGAUUGCAAGUGCAGCUAGAACCCCAAUUGGAUCUUUUCAAGGGUCUCUGUCAUCACUCCCAGCAACUAAGCUUGGUUCCAUUGCCAUUAAAGCUGCGGUUGAGAGAGCAGGUAUUCCAGGCGAUGAGGUGAAGGAGGUUUACAUGGGCAAUGUUCUCCAAGCUGGCCAGGGGCAAGCACCCUCCCGGCAGGCUACACUCGGGGCAGGCCUGGCUAUCUCCACUCCCACAACCACCAUCAACAAAGUGUGUGCGUCAGGGAUGAAAUCCAUCAUGCUGGCUGCGCAGAGUCUCAUGUGUGGCCAUCAGCAAGUGAUGGUUGCCGGCGGGAUGGAGAGCAUGUCCAACGUUCCUUAUUGCAUGAGCAGAGGCGCCACGCCGUACGGAGGAGUGAAACUGGAAGAUAUUAUAGUAAAAGAUGGCCUCACCGAUGUCUAUAACAAAUUCCAUAUGGGGAAUUGUGCAGAAAACACAGCCAAGAAGCUCAGUAUUAGCCGAGAAGAACAAGACAGCUUUGCCAUUAACUCCUACACUCGAAGCAAGGCAGCGUGGGACUCUGGUUUAAUAGCCAAUGAAAUUGUAUCAGUUACCAUUUCACAAAAAGGAAGACCCGAUAUCAUUGUCCAAGAAGAUGAAGAGUACAAGCGCGUUGACUUCAGUAAAUUCUCUAAACUUAAGACUGUCUUCCAGAAGGACAACGGUACCGUGACCGCUGCCAACGCGAGCACAUUGAAUGAUGGAGCCGCCGCUUUGGUCCUUAUGACUGCGGGAGCCGCCAGCAGGCUCAAUGUUACACCUCUCGCAAGAAUCGUAGCAUUUGCUGACGCUGCUGUAGAUCCCAUUGAUUUUCCCAUAGCACCUGCCUAUGCUGUUCCUAAGCUCUUGAGUGAAGCCGGGCUGAAAAAAGAAGACAUUGCAAUGUGGGAAAUAAAUGAGGCCUUUAGUGUGGUGGUGUUGGCUAAUGUCAAAAUGUUGGACAUUGAUCCUGCCAGAGUCAACGUGAAUGGUGGGGCAGUGUCCCUGGGACACCCCAUAGGGAUGUCGGGCGCUAGGAUUGUUGGCCACAUGGCUCACGUGCUGAAGAAAGGCCAGUUUGGCAUCGCUGGAAUCUGCAAUGGUGGGGGAGGCGCGUCUGCAGUUCUGAUUGAGAAGCUGUAGGGUUCGUAGGAGACACAUUCAGCCACCAACCAUGCACUUUCUGAUCAGAGCGCCGUUGUCUGUUACAUCUCACUCACGCACUCAAUAAAUCCCUUUGUUUUA
Molecule: messenger RNA, 1409 nt
Organism: Xenopus tropicalis (tropical clawed frog)
Lineage: Eukaryota; Metazoa; Chordata; Amphibia; Anura; Pipidae
Gene: acat1
Product: acetyl-CoA acetyltransferase 1
Exons: 12
Coding region: 45-1307 (420 amino acids)
Biological process (GO): fatty acid beta-oxidation
Cellular component (GO): mitochondrion
Molecular function (GO): acyltransferase activity, transferring groups other than amino-acyl groups; acyltransferase activity; acetyl-CoA C-acetyltransferase activity
Source: RefSeq, marked provisional